This is a messenger RNA of Penicillium argentinense, 1335 nucleotides long. RefSeq lists its product as uncharacterized. NCBI's taxonomy places the organism in Eukaryota, Fungi, Ascomycota, Eurotiomycetes, Eurotiales, Aspergillaceae. The coding region runs from base 1 to 1335 and encodes 444 amino acids. The record is from RefSeq and is a predicted model, not a curated record. The transcript has a single exon.
AUGGCCCAUCAGGCACACUCCCUUCCAUGGCAUACGCUAGCGGCCAACUUUGAACAGAGACGAGUGGGCAAGUGCAAGUAUCUUCUGGCGCCACUGAAUAAGCCGCGCCAGGGAAAGCAGAUCACACAUUUCACUGUUGCAUUCGCCCGUGCGUUGACCGAGUUCUCCGCCACGGAACGCUGCAAGUACUCGCCAGCCAUCAACGUGCGGACGAGCAUCGAAGACGACGAUGACAUUGUGAGCGAGACAGCUAUCCAGCGUCUAAAUGAUCUCUUCUAUCAAGUUAGAGAUGAGACACGAAAGGCUAAGAAUUGCAAUGUCGGGCCUGAUAAGCCCCCCUUUCCGCUACCACAACUUUCGACCCGGAGCUAUUCCACGGACUGGGCUGGAAACGUCAUCCGAACCGAAGAAGAAAUCGCUGCCUACGACGAAGAACUGCAGAAAAAACGAAACGCCCCGCGCUCUGCUCGGUGCUGGAAAAAUGUCGACUGGUGGCGUGGUCACGCGGAGACGACCGACGUGUUGACGAUGUGGCUUAUCUUGGGUGAAAUGGAGACCUUGUUUAAGAUCGCCCGAUACGCUCCGGAGACGGUAAAGAGAAUGUGGUCCUGGAAUGACCAUUAUGACCAUUGCGGACUAAAGCAGCUGAUGGAACGAACGGUGGACUUCUAUAUUGGAAUGAACGUGCUCUACUGCAAGCCAGAAUGGUACGCAGAGGGUGAGAAUGCGUGGCAGUCGUAUUUCGAUGAGAAGAUGGUGCGAACAGAUCGAUAUGAAAGGGAACUUGAAAGAUACCGAACUGGCUGGCCCUUUGGUAAUCCUAGCGCGCCCCUGACGACCGCAGAAUUGCCUCCCGCCGAAUGGGUGCCGAUAAAAUUUAUCCGACGGAAAGACUACCGUUCCACGCCUAUUUACAAGUCAAUGCUAUCGGAGGGAAAGAAUUGUCAUGCCCUUGGACCUUACCGCCCCUUGAAGCCAGGAUAUGCUUGGUCUAUUCCGCACUGGCAAUUCUUUGGCUACAGCGCAAUUAUCGGCCUCGGGGGCUGGCCGACUGCUACUCAGAGCCCUCCCGCGGAUCCUUUGAAAAAUGGUGGUGGGCAGGGUUUGAGAAACUAUCUAAAGAUUUGCUGGGAGAUCCUCGUGCGACUGGACAAUUUCAUGAGGGAAUUGGACGUGCGUAUUGACUGGCAGCAAGUAGCAUCGGACUCUAUUGCAGAUUGGUAUCGGUUUGAACCUAUUGGUCGAGACAAGUGGUGUAUAGGAGCGUGGCGUCUGGGCUUGGCCGGAGACUUGGACAUGACUAGGUGUGGAUUCACGGUCGAACGUUUUGUCUAG